Messenger RNA from Nicrophorus vespilloides, 1218 nucleotides. Its product is annotated as E3 ubiquitin-protein ligase MARCH8-like. Gene Ontology annotation, molecular function: zinc ion binding; ubiquitin-protein transferase activity. The record is from RefSeq and is a predicted model, not a curated record. The transcript is spliced from 4 exons. Bases 286 to 1068 code for a protein of 260 amino acids. NCBI's taxonomy places the organism in Eukaryota, Metazoa, Arthropoda, Insecta, Coleoptera, Silphidae. Gene Ontology annotation, biological process: protein ubiquitination.
AACAGUGCUGCGAGUUAGAUAUUUUGACGUAAUCCUUGUACUUAACUUGCAAGGAUCUGUUAAAAAAUACUCGAAAUAAAAGCUCAAGAGAGUAGCACACGAGCAUUAACAAAACGAUACUGGUUUCAUUUAAUAAUCCUUAAACUGAUCAGUGUUCGAAUCUACUAAAAAAAUCAAUUUUAUUUAAGGUGUCUUACAUAUGGUCGUAGCUAAUUAGAUAUAUAUAGAGGAUACAAAUAUUGCGGCGAUUACAUCCGUUCUUUUCUGAUAAUAUAUUCAGUUAUCAUGUCCAAUCAAUUGGUCAGUGUUAAAGAACACGCUGGCAAACCGUCGAACAAUAUCAUUUUCAGUGAUAUUGAAAAAUAUGGCGAUGAUCUGAAUGGAGCGACCCUGAACGCCCUAAAUUUGAGUGGUGAUUCUUGCAGAAUAUGCCACUGUGAAGGUGAUGUGAACGCUUUGAUAUCACCAUGCAAGUGCACUGGAAGCUUGAAAUUUGUCCAUACUGCUUGUCUGCAGCAAUGGCUUACAACCUCCAAAUCGAGAUCUUGUGAGCUUUGCAAAUUUCGCUUCCCUCAUUUAAAGAGUCAAGCCAUUAGACGAUUGAGGAACCACGAAAUAAGCAUUUGGUUGCAUUUCAUUAUCUGCUUGCACAUUUUGUUAGGCGGCUGUGUCGUCACGUCCAUUUUUGUAAUUUCAGUUCAUGAAUUUAACAGAGAUCAUGGAGGUUUUGAUGCUAUACCAUUUUGGAUUCAAAUAAUCACCAUAUCAUCAGGAUUCUGGUUCAGUGCAUAUAUGCUCUGGUAUCAAUACAAAUGUCAGUGCAAUUGUUUCAACCAGCAAGAUGUCGAAAAUAACGGAAUGAACUAUAUGUACAAUGCACCUAUGAAUUUGGUACCAGUUAGAGGAGGUCAUCCUUCCGGACCCAAGAUAAUUGAAAUUCUUGAUAACAAUGUCGAAGGUAAUAGACGUCAACCGGGCCUCAUUCCUGAUGGUCGUCGCAAUGUAAACAAAUUAGUAAUUUGCCACGUAUACGUAAAUCAGAAAUCCAACAUUAUUUAUAAAUAUUAAACUGCUGAAGUAUGUGUAAAUGUACUUGCAUUCAGUAUUUUAGUUUUAAUCGGUGUAUAUUUAUGAAAAUAUUUGUAAAUCUGUGUAGAAUAUAUGUAUAAAUAAUGAGUUUAAGUUUAAACUAUAAGCGCACUUUGUGUAUCUCGAAUU